Arxiozyma heterogenica is the source of this 2109-nucleotide messenger RNA. It is a transcript of the gene CTS1, whose product is annotated as chitinase. The record is from RefSeq and is a predicted model, not a curated record. The transcript has a single exon. Gene Ontology annotation, cellular component: extracellular region. Gene Ontology annotation, biological process: chitin catabolic process; carbohydrate metabolic process. Lineage: Eukaryota; Fungi; Ascomycota; Saccharomycetes; Saccharomycetales; Saccharomycetaceae. Gene Ontology annotation, molecular function: chitin binding; chitinase activity. The coding region runs from base 1 to 2109 and encodes 702 amino acids.
AUGCUUUCAUUUAACACAUUUAUUUCCUUUUUAAUACUUCUAAUACAGUACGUACUUUCAUUUGAUAUUGACAGUCGAAACAAUAUUGCUGUAUAUUGGGGCCAAAACUCUGAAGGUAAUCAACAAAGGUUAUCUGAAUAUUGCCAAUCUUCCGAUGCAAAUAUUUUCAUUCUUUCAUUUUUAAAUGUUUUCCCAGAUCCAAUGGAAUUAAAUUUUGCUAAUGCCUGUUCUGACACUUUCAGUAAUAAUCCGAACCUAUUACAUUGUGCUGAAAUUGCUUCUGAUAUUGAAACAUGUCAAUCUUUAGGUAGGAAAAUCCUCCUUUCAUUAGGUGGUUCUUCUGGUUCUUAUGGCUUCACUACAGAUGAAGAAGCCGAAUCUUUUGCUCAAACUUUAUGGAAUACGUUUGGUGAGGGAUCUGAUUCAGCUUCUGUGGACCGUCCGUUCGAUUCAGCAUUGAUUGAUGGUUUUGAUUUUGAUAUUGAAAAUAAUAACCCAAUAGGUUAUUCUGCUUUAGUCAACAAAUUAAGAGAACUUUUCAAAGAAGGUUCCAAACCAUAUUAUAUUUCUGCUGCCCCACAAUGUCCUUAUCCUGACGCUUCAGUAGGCGAAUUAUUAACAAACUCUGAAGUCGAUUUUGCCUUUAUCCAAUUCUAUAACAACUAUUGUAAUGUAGAUAAACAAUUCAAUUGGAAUGAAUGGGAAAAUUAUGCCACUACUAUGUCGCCAAAUCCUAAUAUUAAGUUGUUCUUAGGCUUACCUGGUUCUCCAACUGCUGCAAGUUCAGGCUUCAUAUCUUCUUUGAAUUUAUUGAAAGAGACUAUUGAUUCAAUUAAAGGAUCUGCCAAUUUCGGUGGUAUAUCGAUUUGGGACGCAUCGCAAGCAUUUACUUAUGAGAUUGAUGGGAAAAAUUAUAUUGAAAAUAUUGAAGCUCUUUUAAAUGAUAAAAUUUCCAGCUCCAUCUCUUCUUCUUCCAGUUCAGGUUCAUCAUCCUCCGCCUCUUCUACCGCCUCUUCUUCUACUACCUCAUUCCUCGCAUCUUCUUCUAACUUUACUUCUUCCUCUACUACCUCAUCCCUUGCAUCUUCUUCUAGCUUUACUUCUUCCUCUACUACCUCUUCCCCUGCCUUUUCUUCUACCUCUUCCUUUGCCAUAUCUUCUAUUUCAACCUCCUCUUCAGGCGAAGUAGCAUUUACUUUAUCUCUAGUAAUGCCCUCUUCUACUUCUAUAAUGUUGUCUUUCUCCAACAUCAGGAGUACUUCUACAUUGGCACCAGUCGCCACAACUGCAUCCAAAACGACGACGACUUCUAAAUAUGGUAUUUCUUCUUCCUCAUUGUCUAAUAGGAAGACAACUACUUUAUUACCAAUUUCUGUUCCUGUCUCUACUCUCAGUUCUACCGUCACGAUGUCCACUACUUCUACAGCUUCUACAAUUAUCAGCACUGAUAACAGUAUUAGUAGUAUAAUCUCUCACAUUAUUGUUGCUCCAACAUCAACAGAACAACUAUCAUUCACCUUGACCGUUUCUAAUGGCUCUAGUACUACCUCAAUUUCUACUCCUCUACCAGUGAGUAUUGCUAGUUUCCAACCCAACGAUGUUUCACCUAAUGUCGGUACUACUACAAUUCCAUCCUCCAUUAUCCCAUUUAUUGGUACCUUUGGUGAAACAACAUCUACGUUAAUACCUACUACUCCUACUAUUAUUGCUACAACCAUCACCGAUGAUUCCAUCUCUACUGAAACAUCCUCCUUUCAACGUAUCACUUCGACUCUAUCCCCAGUUUCUGCUUCACUGUCUACAAGUGUUAGCACCACUACUACCGCAAGUACUACAAUUUCCACUUCUGGUACACCUACAUCAUCUAAUACAGCUCAUGAACAGGCUCAACAACUAAACAAAUUAUAUUCAGAAGGCAAAUAUAAUGGUGAAUCUACAUGCACAGACGGUGAAUUAGCAUGCUCUAGUGAUGGAAGUUUUGGCAUAUGCAACUUUGGGUCAUGGAUCACAAUGGAAUGUGCAAGUGGCACUACAUGUUAUGCAUACGAUCAAGAUGGUCAAGUCUUCACACAAUGUGGAUUUACUAAUUUAAAACAAAAUUUCAUAUAA